AUGGUGUAACUAAACUGUCAAGAGCCUCCUCUCGUCUCGUCUCUCCUCGCCUAAAGCGAGUCCUCUCUCUUUGUCCUCGAUGAUGGCGUCUACAGCAGAGCUUCCGGCUGGUAAAGACCAAUCGAAACCAAACAGUUCGUACAACCGCUCCGUAACCGGGAAUCCAGAACUCGAUAACUGGAUUCGGAUCAUCGAGUACAUCGCGAAAUUCAAAACCGAGCUCUGGAUGCUUCACGAUGUGUUUGAAAUGGGAGGGAAGGAGGUUACAGAGAAUCUAGGUGAAGAGACCAAUGAGAUGGUAGCUUUCAGAUGCUUAGCUUCUUUGUUUGAUUAUUCUAAUUCCGAUGCUGAGUCAAAGAUCGAGUUUGAUUCUUCCCACAGCUGUCAACAUGUUCUUCAAUGCAUACUCGACGAGAUACCAUUGUCAGAGCUGAAACCAGGUGCACCGGGACUUUCAAAGUGGAAUCUUCUUCCCUUUAUCAAGAGCAAGCUUCUUUGCUUGCCAAAAUGUGCUUUGGAACUGAUGAUUGAACCAUCCAGUGAGAAUGAUGCUCAAGUGUCGCCUCGUCAGGGAGAAGAGGGUAUGAGAAUUGAUGGCAACGAGACUGAUCAAGUUACAUCUCCAAUAGCUGAUCCUGAACCAUUUGGUCACGGCCCUGGAGGUGGAGCUGAUGAGAUUAGUAGAUCCCAUGCGUUGUUUGAAGAAAGUAACCAUGGCCGUGGAGAUGGAGCUGAUGAGAUUGGUAGAUCCCAGGCGUCUCUUGAGAACGGAAGCGAUGGUUAUUUGUCAAGAAAUCCCUCGGAGAAUAUAUACAAGUGCGUUCAAUGCAAACAGAGUGGGAAGCUCUUGUUCUGCUCUAGGGAUGGCUGCACAGUCAUGGUUCAUGAGAAAUGUGUUGUGGAUUCGCCGCCUGUUUACGAUGAUGCUGGGAACUUCUACUGCUCCCUAUGUGCUGUUGGCUGUGAUUCUGCUGAGUAUAUUCAAUCUCAAGAGGAAGUUGCUAAAGCAAAGAGGAAAUUACUUUCGUUUCUUAGACUAGUGUCGAAUGUUAACAAGAAGAAACCCAUUGAAGUUUAAACCCUUACUCACUCAUUAAGAUUGUUUGGUCUCUCUAUCCCUUGGUUACAGUGAUAUACAAACAAAAGAUCUCUACUAGAA
Molecule: messenger RNA, 1159 nt
Organism: Raphanus sativus (radish)
Lineage: Eukaryota; Viridiplantae; Streptophyta; Magnoliopsida; Brassicales; Brassicaceae
Exons: 4
Coding region: 80-1078 (332 amino acids)
Source: RefSeq, a predicted model, not a curated record